CGCGGCCGCGAAAUGGCUACAGUCGUGCGCCGACAGCCGACGAGCGAGGGUUUCGGGGCUCUCUCCCGGACCGUGGUUCCGCACCCAGGUUAAAUGAGAGCAGCGGACCAUGUACAACCUGAACGUGAACGUGAACCCCAGCCCGGCGGGCGCGGCGGGCGCCGCGGGUCUCCUGGGCGUCGCGACGGCCGAGGUGACCCCGAGGACGCCGGAGAUCGUCAACUCCCUGAUCGCGAUGACGAAUCCCUUCGAGGGGUACGCGAACGAGAAGAGCCGGGACCGGACCGACUCCACGAGUAGCGGCGAGCCGAGCCCACCCAGCGUGCAGCACACCUGCAGUCAGCUCAUCAAAGAAGGACUGAAGCUGACGCUGCAGACCAAGAGGCGAGUCAACGGGAGCGGCGACGAAGGAAGGAAGAGGACGCGCAAGGAGGAGGGAAGCGCGGACGACGAGGAGGAGGACGACUCCUCCACCGGCGGCGCUCGCGGAGGGUUGACGCCGGAGGACGAGGAGAGGCGCCGAAGGAGGCGCGAGCGGAACAAGAUCGCGGCCACCAAGUGCCGGCUGAAGAAGCGCGAGAAGACGGUGAUCCUCGUCCAGGAGUCCGAGAUCCUGGAGACGCAGAACCACGACCUCAAGUCCCAGAUCCAGGAGCUGGAGACCCAGAGGCGCAGGCUCGUGGAUAUGCUCAGUCUGCACGGGCCCACGUGUCUGAAGCAGACGGCCGCCGGGCAGUACGGGGAGCAGCAGCAGCCACCGCCACCCCCGCUGCCGAGCUACCGGGAGAAUUUCGUUUCUCCGGGCCGGCCGGACGAGUUCCCCGUCAAGGUCGAGGGCUACGACGGCUCCGCACAGGACUUUUACCGGCAACCCGGGGGCCCGUACAUCUCCGCGCCCGCCGACGCCGGCUGCGCGGUGUAGCGCUCCGGGGCGCGUCGGGACGCGCCUCUCCCCCGCUUCCCCUCGGAGGCGGGACACGGGAGCUCGAACGCAAACCACGCUCUACGACAUUCCCGAAGUAAAGUAACUCUACUGUGACAUUCGUAAGGUUCCGCGAAAUGCGUUAAGGGAAGGGCGAUUUUUGCGAUCUUCCGGCAUCGGGGUUCCGAUGCUGCGGCUUGGCCAACUUUCUAAAGUCUAUAUCUAAGAGGACGUCUCAACCUGGCAGACUUAACGCUUUCUCCGCGACGUCUCCGUUGCGGAGGUCUUGACAGUUUUCCCUCGGUCGCGCGCGGUACGCGCGGCGGUUCAAAAUUCUCGGUCAUAUGUGAUAUUAACGUUACGUCGAACGUUCCGCGUUUACUAGAGUUUAUCGUAGGACGAUGUCUACGUCGUCGGCGACUCUUGACGCGUCAGCGGGGGCUUCCUCGUGCCCGAUCUCGAUCGGGGCCGCCGGUCUUGACUAAUGUCGGAUUUUCCGAGAGGCCAGGGGGCACCCGCGACGCGCGAUCGGUCAAGGUUGGAGCCGGAUCAAAAUGUCAUCAAAUGUCUACGCCCGUUACCUGGAAAAAAGGGGUAUUCUCCGGCGAAGAUGGCAAGAAUCGCGGAAAGACGUCGAACGGAAUCGAGAGACCGAGGUGCGUAUCGAGUUAGUGCGGGACAUUACUCCGUUGACGUGCAGAACGGUUUCUCGACUCUGGACGAUUCAAGUUUCCCCGCUGUACGAAAGGGUUUCUUGAUAUUGAUUAAGUUGCGAUAAUCAAACCGCCACUCCGCGUUCAGAGGAUACCUAUAAUUAUAUGACAUAAUAUUUAAUAUUAUGCGUACGUAUAUUUUAUAUAACUGUUAACAUUUAACGCUAACUAGUAAGCAUAUUAUUAGUCGAUGUAAGAAUCACGUGCCUAAUAACGUACCUCGGUGUAACUAGCAGCUGGUUACUUUCUUACGAUGCGCUCGAAACCGGGAACUCGGGGUUCACAUGUAACCUCGUUUACCCAGCGACGCGACGAGGUACGCUCAAAUGUUUGUCAUUUUGAGAGUACCCAAAUAGAGUCGACGGGAUUUGCUCGCCGGGGGUCGAUUCUGUAAUUCGAUCUGGUGAAAAUUCUCGAAGCGAUUCCGUAAGUUUUGCUAUGGUAAAAAUGUGAAACACUUCGCGUGAGACUACUCGACAAUCUCGGAUUUCGUUUUUUCACCCUAGGGAUUUCACGUUUUCACGUAUAAAAUUGGACAAAUAAACAGUCUCCGACAGAGAUGAGGUCUUUGAAAUAAAAUUGCGCGAGAUGAGUACUCUCGUCAAAGAUAUAGAAUCGGCCCUCGGGUCGCGCAUGGAUGUUAACGUGGCACAUUAACCACGUGUCUCGAUGCUUUAGUUGUACAUCGGUUUUUGCCUUCAGAAUUGAUUGCCCGUCAAACAUAUCUUUGAUAUCUUGCGAAUGUCACGUGCAUUAGACCACAUCGGGUCAAGGAAGUUUUAUUCGAGUCUCGAAAGAGUGACAGGGACAGUCUGGAUGAAAAAUGGUAACGAGCUCGAGUCAAAUGACGUUAGUCUCAAGACUAGAUGCUUAACGUAGUGCUAAGUGAUGCUCGUCCUUUUUUACAAACCCAUAAAAAUCUCAACAUUGCCGUAGCACUUUAAGUGUUUUGGGCUUAAAAUGCCCCGCAAUAAAUGCCUCUUAAGAUCCAGGCAACGCGCACGAUAAAAAAAAAAACGACAGAGAACGUUCUCACAAUUAACGAAAGUUAAUUUUCGGGUUAGCAGAACGUUGCAUAAUCCAAGGAGAUGCUUUACGAGCUUGUUUUGUUUCCAACAUUGUCUUUAUGUUAGUCACAGCAAGGCCAGAACUGCUGCUCAAUGACACUAGUGUUUAGGCACAUUCGUCACACUGGAGCGAUUCCAAAACUGUUUGAUUGACACUUUUUUUGUUACUUAAAAAAAUCUGAUCACAUGCAGGGUCGAUGGAACUUCCAUUUGUUGAAGUGCUUUCUAGCUUUAAAACAUACUCCGUGCCAUUGAAGCACCUUGAACUCACUUGGCUCGAUGAGUAUCGAAUACCUUGCAACAAAUGUUACUCGAUAAAAUGGAACAGUUAAUAUCUAAACAGUCUGGUACUUAAAUUUUUACCGCAAAAAUAAACGGUAUCGUAGAAAUUCGUUUGAAGAUCGCAAGAGAUUUAUGUUAGCUUGCUAAAAUUUGUGGCUACGUUAUUUCUUUGUCUAUAAAAUGCUAAUGUAGUAGCAGUAACUUUGUCUUAAUGCCAUAACACAUUGAACUGAAAUAUUGAUCAACAAUUAACAUUAAUUAAAAAAUUUUAUGAUUAUUUAUAUACCAAGCUCUUAUAGCGAUCUUACAAAACCUUGCCCAGAAAGAAAUGCAAAUGACGCAAUUCUCAUCGAUCAAAGUGACGUUCAAAUGAUAUUAAUAUUUUUUUACACUCUGUACCUGGCUAUGGGUCUCCAUGCGAUCGCCAUUUCUUCAAUACAAGAGGGAUGAAAAACGAUAGAAAUAAAAGUAUAUUAACAAAUACCAAUCAAUGCAAAAGGAAUGGCUAAUUCAAUUUUCCAAAUGUAACCUGAAGAUAAAUUUAUUCUUUCAAUAAAUGUGCCUUUACUACUGCUA
Molecule: messenger RNA, 3560 nt
Organism: Orussus abietinus
Lineage: Eukaryota; Metazoa; Arthropoda; Insecta; Hymenoptera; Orussidae
Gene: Atf3
Product: activating transcription factor 3
Exons: 4
Coding region: 110-922 (270 amino acids)
Biological process (GO): regulation of transcription by RNA polymerase II
Cellular component (GO): nucleus
Molecular function (GO): DNA-binding transcription factor activity, RNA polymerase II-specific; RNA polymerase II cis-regulatory region sequence-specific DNA binding
Source: RefSeq, a predicted model, not a curated record